Messenger RNA from Coprinopsis cinerea okayama7#130, 978 nucleotides. RefSeq lists its product as hypothetical. The transcript is spliced from 6 exons. The coding region runs from base 1 to 978 and encodes 325 amino acids. Gene Ontology annotation, molecular function: S-adenosylmethionine-dependent methyltransferase activity. The record is from RefSeq and is a predicted model, not a curated record. NCBI's taxonomy places the organism in Eukaryota, Fungi, Basidiomycota, Agaricomycetes, Agaricales, Psathyrellaceae.
AUGGCUACGCCAAAGAAACCAACAUGGAACGCCUCUCUCUACGCCUCUCACAGGCCUGUCUACCCUCCAAAGCUCUUCGACCAAAUCCUAGAGUUCCAUCGGCAGAAAGGAGGGCAGUUUGAUCAUGCACUGGAUCUGGGCUGCGGAACGGGACAGGCGAGCCAGUACCUUCGAGGACGGUUCAAACGUGUCACCUGUGUAGAUCCUGGGGCUACGAUGAUUGAAAGUGCGAAAAAGGCGCUUGUGGGUGAUUAUGAAUCACGGUCGAAUUCGAAGGGGCAACACGACACGACGUACACUUUCUGUGUCAGCCCAGCAGAAGAUUUGCAUCAGGCGGUACCGGAGGAUGGGACUGUGGACCUUGUUAUCGCUGCUACCUCUUGCCACUGGUUCGACAUGACGAAAGUCUGGCCUGAAAUCGGACGCAUUCUUCGGAAAGGAGGAACAGCCGCGUUCUGGAGUUACGUCGAGUGCCUUCUACCGGCCUUCCCCAGCACAGAACGCCUUAUCAAAGAAUACGGCGGAUUCGAAGAACCCGCGCGGAACGCUUCCUCGUCGACCUCCCAAGUCCAGAAGAGGUACUCGGACCUCAAUCAGGCGAAGGGUGCCUCGUCGAUUUCGAAAGACGGUAUUUCACCGGCCCAUACCCAAUCCCACAACCUCCUCGGUCACAUCCGCACAUGGAGCGCGCACAACGCCUACCAGGAGCAGCACCCGGAUGACCUCAACGCUCCCGAAGACACGCAGUUCCUUGAAGAGGAUCUCGACGCCAUACGGGGGACCUCAUAUGAUGAAUCUUUCAUCAGGGGCGGGGAUGUUAGCAUUCGAUUCUGGAAGAACUUGCGAGAGGCCGCUGCGAGGGAUAUCGCGGUGUCGUCGUCGAAGGGGGGUAACGGAGAGGUGGAUGGUGGUGUGAAGUUGUUGGAUAAGAUUACCGUUGACUUCCCGAUGCCGUUGUUACUGGUUGGGAAGUCCUAG